UAUGCAUACCCCCCUAUGCAAAACAUCAAUAACUUAUACCAAAACUCUAAAAGGAUUUAAUAUAUUCACAAAGUAAUGAAUAACAAAAGCUUAUUGUUAUUUGCUAUUUUCAUCAUCUUUUGUGCACCUUUCUCUAUAUCUCAAGAAGUUGAUGACGAACAUGAAUUCUCAUAUGACGAGAAUAGUUCAAACGGCCCGAACCAUUGGGGAAAGAUCCAUCCUGAGUGGAGUAUGUGUAAUCAAGGAGACAUGCAGUCGCCAAUUGAUCUCACACAUGAAAGGGUUCAGAUUACAUCCAUACUAGGAAGACUUGAUACAGAUUAUAAACCAGCUAAUGCAACACUUAUCAAUAGGGGCCAUGAUAUGAUGUUGAGAUGGAUAAGAGGAGCUGGCCAUAUUCAUAUAAAUGGAACCGAGUAUCAGCUUAAUCAAGCCCACUGGCACACCCCUACUGAACACACUAUCAAUGGCCAAAGAUUUAAUCUCGAGCUACACUUGGUUCAUCAAAGUAUAGACGCAAAGGUUGCAGUGGUUGGAGUCCUAUACAAAAUUGGUCACCCCGAUUCCUUUUUAGCCACGAUGGAACCAUAUUUAAAAGCAGUGUCAUCUACAAGAGAAGUUGAAAAAAGCGUGGGAAUAAUAGACCCCCGACAAAUAAAAUUUGAGAGUACAAAAUAUUAUCGAUAUAUUGGCUCACUUACUACUCCACCAUGCGACGAAAAUGUUAUAUGGACCAUUGUUCAAAAGGUGAGAACGGUUUCUCAAGAACAAUUGCGUAUAAUUCGUGAAGCAGUCCACGAUGAAGCUAAUGCUAACGCAAGACCAGUUCAAGCCUUGAAUAAUCGUUGGUUGAAGCUUAAUAAACCAGAUGAAGAUAAAACAAAUUAGGGUUUUCGACCAUAUUGAUGUGCAGCUCGAGAUCAAUGAAAAGUUAUAUUUUCAUUGUUUUAAUAUUGAUCAUGUUAUGAAAAAAUUAUAAUAUUGUGACUUUCCACAUGCUUAACUCCCAUCCCUUUAAUGUAUUUGUAUUAAUGUCAAGCCCUAUAAAUACAAGCUAUUGUAUUUGUAUGAUAUAUCAAUAAGAUUUGCAUUCCCUCUUUCUAUUA
Helianthus annuus (common sunflower) is the source of this 1106-nucleotide messenger RNA. Its product is annotated as alpha carbonic anhydrase 7. NCBI's taxonomy places the organism in Eukaryota, Viridiplantae, Streptophyta, Magnoliopsida, Asterales, Asteraceae. Gene Ontology annotation, molecular function: carbonate dehydratase activity; zinc ion binding. The coding region runs from base 76 to 888 and encodes 270 amino acids. The record is from RefSeq and is a predicted model, not a curated record. The transcript is spliced from 7 exons.